ACCCACUGACACUGAUGUUUGCUGAACAGCUGUGGAGACCAACCAGUGGAUGUGAGCACAGUGAAGCAGUACAUUUUUGCAGUGGUGACAGCGAUGUGAAAGACAAGCCAAGUUUUGGGCAGCCAUGCAUAGCUGUCACACCAAGAAAAUGAAGAGCAUAGCAAUUGGCUCAUCAGUGUGAAUCAGCAGAUUACAAUCAGGGAGCUGUGUAUGGAGUUGAAUGUCGGCUUCCCUCUUGUGUUUUACAGUGCUUAUAUCCGAGCUGCAGUGAUCUUGUGAAGGAAGACAGAACUUCUUGGACCUGUUGCACUUCUGUACCUUUGUGGGUUCUGCACGUGCUAAUAUUCAUGUGCAAUUUAAGUGUUGGAAAUGGUGGUGGCAGUGUUGGAAUAUCACAAAGUUUGUGCUGGGUGUUCUGCAUAUGCUCAUGUGGGAACAGAAAGAAAUAUGCAAGUUUGCUAGGACCUGUUCUACCAAUACAAGGCUGAAGGUGACAAUUUCUUGUAUUUCUCCCCGCUUGCGGUGGGGAGGUGUGGUGUCACUGCUGUGAGCUGGAGUCAAAAUGGUGCUCCGUGGACUGACAACAUUUGAAUUCCCUAGGAAAUAAGUUCAAGAUGGGUUUGAAGGAAACAAGUUCAUUGGUUAAAGUGAUGUGCGCUGUCUCUGGGGAGAGGAAGGGGUGAUCCUCCUGGAUUUCCUGGAGCCCAGACAAACCAUCGGCUUAACACUGCCUAAGCUGAAGGCUUUCGUCCUAUCGCAGUUACCCAGGAGCGGAGGCCGACCCGCGCCUCGCCACAGCCUCCUUUCACGUCAUGGCAGAGAGCGACGAACUCCCCCCUGAGCUCUUCUUGUCCAGCCUGACCAACCCCAGCCCCCUCAGCCGCUCCCCAUCAGCCUCGUGCUGAGGCGCGGCCCCGCGCAUGCGUGCAGCUGGGAGGGCCGGGCGGAGGCGGUGCUACGUGACGGCGCGGAGGUGCGCGGGAGGGCGGGCGCAAUGGCGCGCGUGGGGGCGGCGGUCGAUAAGCUGGACGUCCGCGCCACCGCCGCCUCGCAGCCGAAGCCCACCGGAGCCGCGGCCAUGUCCUCCGUCGUCUCUUACGAGAGCCUGGUGCACGCCGUGUCCGGCGCCGUGGGCAGUAUGACUGCAAUGACUGUAUUUUUUCCUUUGGAUACAGCUAGGCUUAGACUUCAGGUUGAUGAGAAGCGAAAGUCUAAGACAACACCAGCAGUUUUAUUGGAAAUCAUCAAAGAAGAAGGCCUGCUGGCACCAUAUCGAGGGUGGUUCCCUGUCAUCUCCAGCCUUUGCUGCUCCAAUUUUGUUUACUUUUAUACCUUUAAUAGUCUCAAAACUCUCUGGGUCAAAGGUCAGCAUUCAACCACUGGCAAAGACUUGGUUCUUGGGGUUGUUGCAGGUGUUGUGAAUGUACUCCUGACCACUCCUCUCUGGGUAGUGAACACACGGCUGAAGCUGCAAGGAGCAAAAUUUAGAAACGAAGACAUUGUGCCGACCAAUUAUAAAGGCAUCAUAGAUGCCUUCCAUCAGAUCAUACGGGAUGAAGGAGCCUUAGCUUUAUGGAAUGGUACUUUCCCUUCCUUGCUGCUGGUCUUCAAUCCUGCCAUACAGUUCAUGUUUUAUGAAGGCUUUAAAAGAAAGCUCUUAAAAAAGCAGACACAGCUCACAUCUUUGGAUGCUUUUGUCAUGGGUGCAGUAGCCAAAGCAGUUGCCACUACCCUCACUUAUCCUUUGCAGACUGUACAGUCAAUCCUGCGGUUUGGACGCCACAGAUUGAACCCAGAAAACCGAACACUGGGCAGUCUUAAAAAUGUUCUCUACCUUCUUCGAGAGAGAGUGAGACGUUUUGGAUUAAUGGGACUCUACAAAGGCCUUGAAGCAAAGCUCCUGCAGACAGUCCUUACUGCUGCUCUUAUGUUUCUAGUAUAUGAGAAACUGACUGCGGCAACCUUCAGAGUCAUGGGAUUAAAGCAUUCACGCACACAUUGAGAAAGGAACCUACGCCAAAGGUUAUGGGCUCUAGAAAAAUGUAUUCUGUUUUUGAGACUGCACUUGGGUAGUAACGGGUCCUCACUUGCUCUUCUUUAGCCAUCUCCACUCCUUGGAGAAGUUCGGAAUGCAGUCUGUAGGAAGUGUUGCCACGACUUUGGGAAUAUCCCAUUCCCUGUGCUCUUCUGUGGACUCACUGUGUUAAGAAACAAAACGGAGACCUUAUUCAAACACUUGAAAUGAAAUUCCUACUGCUUUGUGAAUUGGCAGACAGUCAUGGUGAGAAUGAUUCCCUCACUGUGCUGAACUUUCUGGUUUUCCUUUGAAUUACCCUCAAUUACUCUCCCUGUCUUUACCUUCUGUCAACAGCCGGUGGGGCCGGUUUCGUGUUAUUCUCCUCACACUAUGUUUAUGUCACUCAAUAAUGUAGAUCAUUAAAACAAUUCAGAAAGA
Messenger RNA from Phasianus colchicus (ring-necked pheasant), 2455 nucleotides. RefSeq names its product solute carrier family 25 member 17 (gene SLC25A17). NCBI's taxonomy places the organism in Eukaryota, Metazoa, Chordata, Aves, Galliformes, Phasianidae. Gene Ontology annotation, cellular component: peroxisomal membrane. Gene Ontology annotation, molecular function: ATP transmembrane transporter activity; FAD transmembrane transporter activity; AMP transmembrane transporter activity. The record is from RefSeq and is a predicted model, not a curated record. Gene Ontology annotation, biological process: transmembrane transport.